AUGGUAGCUGCCAAGGACAUUGACAAUGCAUCUGAACUUGACACAAUGUUGACACUCAUGCAAGAGAUGGUCAUCCAAUAUGUGCGUCAGGGUCAAAAUGAGACAGGGCCUGUUGUCACCUUUCAACGUCCCGAACAAUUGUACAAGGCCAUGGAUUUUUCACUACCUACCCAAGGCACUGGUAUAGAAGGCACAUUUGAGCUUAUCAAGUCAACACUUAAAUACAGUGUCAAUUCAUGGAACCCUCGAUUUAUGGAUAAAUUGUACGCUGGCACCAACCCCAUUGGCGUUAUUUCCGAGCUGCUGUUGGCUGUAUUGAACAGCAAUGUUCAUGUGUACCAUGUAUCACCCGUAUUCACCUUGAUGGAGAUUGAAGUGACCAAGGCAGUAGGACGAUUAUUAAAUAUGGGAGAAAAUUCAGGCGGUUUAUUGUGUCCAGGCGGUUCAGCGUCCAAUUUAUUGGCACUGGUUACCGCUAGAAACAAGCUAUUCCCAAUGAUCAAAUCAGAGGGCUACUUUCCACGACCCAUGAAUCCAGCAGCCAGCUACGGCAAACUGACAGUAUUCACCUCGCUGCACAGCCAUUACAGCAUUGAUAAAUCAGCCCAGGUCCUGGGGUUAGGCACAGACAAUAUAGUCAAAGUACCAGUGGAUGACAUUGGAAGAAUGCAAGUAGAUGAAUUAGAGAGAUUGCUGUUGCUGAGUAUCGAAAAGGGUGAGACGCCAUUUUUCAUCAACGCAACAGCUGGAACAACAGUGUUGGGCGCAUUUGAUCCUAUCCGCAAGAUAUCAGCGCUUGCCAAAAAGUACAAUUGCUGGCUUCAUGUGGACGGUUCUUGGGGAGGCACUGCCAUCUUUUCAGAUAAAGUAAGGACAGAGAGAGAUUGGUUUGACGGCUCUGAAUUGGCAGAUACAUUCACAUUGAAUCCACACAAACUGCUCGGCGUUCCAUUGCAGUGCUCCAUGCUGAUCACACCCCAUCAUGGCCACUUGCUGUUUGCCAAAGCCAACUCUUUGCGAGCCGAUUACCUGUUUCACGGUAAUCCCUAUGAUCUGGGAGCGGGCACCAUUGGUUGCGGUCGUCGUCCCGAUGCUGCCAAGGUGUUUUUGGCCUGGAAGUUCUACGGCCAGCAAGGAUUGGGUGCUCGCGUAGACAGAGCCUUGACUUCAGCGGAGGAAUUCACUCGACUGGUGAAACAACGCAGCUCGUUUGUACUCGUCAAAGAUCCAAGCCCUUUCCUACAGAUCUGUUUUUGGUUUGUACCACCACAGCUGGCGGAAGCAGGUAAAGACAUUGACUUAUCCAUGGUAACAAGAGAGCUCCAUCGCAGGGUGAAUCAGUCUGGUGAAUUUAUGGUCGAUCACGCACCUCUGGUUGGUAAACCAGACUUCUUUCGCAUUGUAGUCAAUGCGCCCACAGUGAACCUGCAUCGUGACCUAGAAAGACUCCUUGAUGCAAUUGAGGAGGCCAAUGCAACUGUCGAUUGGAGCACUGUACAGUGUUGA
This is a messenger RNA of Mucor velutinosus, 1506 nucleotides long. RefSeq lists its product as uncharacterized. The coding region runs from base 1 to 1506 and encodes 501 amino acids. Gene Ontology annotation, biological process: carboxylic acid metabolic process. The record is from RefSeq and is a predicted model, not a curated record. NCBI's taxonomy places the organism in Eukaryota, Fungi, Mucoromycota, Mucoromycetes, Mucorales, Mucoraceae. The transcript has 5 exons. Gene Ontology annotation, molecular function: pyridoxal phosphate binding; carboxy-lyase activity. Gene Ontology annotation, cellular component: cytoplasm.